AUGCUGAUUCUUCGCCGAGCUGUGAGUCUGUUCGAUUGCGUCGCGGCCACGAAGAUAACCAUUGCCAGAGGUAUGAGUGAGGCUGCUAGACCGCCGGUACCCCCGUUCACGCGCGAGACCGCAACCCUGAAAGUGCGAGCUGCCGAAGACGCCUGGAACUCCCGCGAUCCCAAGCGAGAGCGGGAGUCACAGUACCGGCUCAUCAAGGAGCUGUUUGCCUUUGAUGGCAACCGGAUUGCCGUGCGAUUCGCUUACGAGUGGCUCGAUGCUGAGAAACAGCAAUGGUACUGCGCAUACGGCAACGAGAACUGGGUGUUCGACGCUCAGGGCUACAUGGCCAAACGCUUCGCGUGCAUCAAUGACGUCCCGAUCGACGAGAAGGAUCGCCGCUUCCACUGGCCACAGGGUCGUCGGCCUGACGAUCACCCUGGACUUAGCGAGCUUGGGCUCUAG
Molecule: messenger RNA, 453 nt
Organism: Phytophthora nicotianae INRA-310
Lineage: Eukaryota; Oomycota; Peronosporomycetes; Peronosporales; Peronosporaceae
Exons: 2
Coding region: 1-453 (150 amino acids)
Source: RefSeq, a predicted model, not a curated record